This is a messenger RNA of Gadus morhua (Atlantic cod), 2256 nucleotides long. RefSeq names its product gamma-aminobutyric acid type A receptor subunit pi (gene gabrp). Gene Ontology annotation, biological process: monoatomic ion transmembrane transport. Gene Ontology annotation, cellular component: membrane. The transcript is spliced from 10 exons. The record is from RefSeq and is a predicted model, not a curated record. Gene Ontology annotation, molecular function: extracellular ligand-gated monoatomic ion channel activity; transmembrane signaling receptor activity. Lineage: Eukaryota; Metazoa; Chordata; Actinopteri; Gadiformes; Gadidae. The coding region runs from base 350 to 1588 and encodes 412 amino acids.
GCGAGAGAGAGGGAGCUGCACUGAGUAGAGAUUCAUUCAGUGGCAGGAGAAUGUGAGAGGUGCUUGGUACUUUAAGCAGAAAAGCCAAUUACCUCGCCGACCAUGACCAAGUAGCAUCUGUUCGCUUUGCAGGUGGGAAAACCUACAGGCAAUGCAUUGAUCGGUGAGAACAGCAGCAACAACUCGAGCCACUGGAAAAGACCCGGAGAAGAAGAAAGGAGAGAAAAGAGGAGGAGAACAGUGGAUACAAAGAAAAGCCGAAGAACUCCUCAAGGGAGGACCUAAGAGGGAACGGGAAACCAGAAGAGAGAUACAGUCAUAUUUAACAGCAGCUUGCACCGCUACCGUGAUGUCUGUCCAGCCAUUGACUCUAGUGGUCCUGUUUCUGACAGUACAAAGUGGGUGCAUGUUUCCUGGGCAACACUGGGGAGAAUGGAACGAUUCCCAGCUCCAUCCGACCAUCCAGAAGCUGAUGAAGGGAUAUAAUAAAAUACCUCAGACCCAACUUAAUGAGGGGCCUGUGGAAAUCGGAAUGAGCCUGGACAUCGCCAGUAUAGAUGCCAUCUCUGAGAUCAAUAUGGACUACACGGCCACCAUCUUCCUGCGGCAGCGGUGGCGGGACAGCCGCCUGGUGUUCCCCGGGAACGGGAACGAGAGCGUGAGCGUGGACGGGCGGCUGGUGUCUCUGCUGUGGAUCCCGGACACCUUCAUCCCGGACUCCAAGCGCUCGUUCCUGCACGACGUCACUGUGGAGAACCGGCUGAUCCGCAUCUUCAGCAACGGCACCGUCCUCUACGCACUCCGCAUCACAGCCACCAUAGCCUGUAACAUGGACCUGACCAAGUACCCCAUGGACAGACAGGUGUGCACCCUGCAGCUGGAGAGCUGGGGAUACAACCUGCAGGACGUGGUGUUCUACUGGACCCGGGGCAAUGAUUCGGUCAAAGGCCUGGACACGCUGAGGUUGGCCCAGUACAGCAUAGAGAGCUACUAUACUUCAGUGUCUGAGGCUGUGUACGAGACAGGAAAUUACCCCAAGCUGGUCCUGCACUUUGCUCUCCGUAGGAACGUCUUGUUCUUCAUCCUGGAGACCUACGUUCCCUCCACCCUGCUGGUGGUUCUCUCCUGGGUAUCCUUCUGGAUCAGCCAGUCCUCGGUUCCGGCCAGGACCUGCAUCGGCGUGACCACCGUCCUCACCAUGACCACGCUGAUGAUGGGCGCUCGCACCUCUCUCCCCAACGCCAACUGCUUCAUCAAGGCCAUCGACGUGUACCUGGGCAUCUGCUUCACCUUCAUCUUCGGGGCCCUGCUGGAGUACGCCUGCGCCCACUUCUGCACCAUGCAGCACCAGACCCUGGAGGAACUGCAACGGGACCUCCUGAGAGACUUUAGAGAAUCGAACGGCAACGGAUCCAUCCUCCCGGCGCGCUGCAUCCAACCCCAACAGCCGGUGGAGAUCGCCUCAUGCGCUGAUGAGGGAGACGAGAGGGAGGACGGGGGGCGAACUCGCCAUCCUAAAGCAAAGAGCCCUGACGUCGCCUCCCACCAAAACAGGGUUAAAGGUCAGGAGGUCAGGCGGUUUGCGUGAACGGCCGCUGCAUGUCGUCAGUGAGGCAGGCCUCGCGCACGGUGGCGGCACGUCUUCAGCGUGGAGAACCCGCACAAUAUCGACCGCCACGCGCGCUCGGUUUUCCCCCUGGCUUUCCUGUUCGUCAACGUGCUGUACUGGCUUUACUAUCUCUGCCUCUGAGAGCGGAGGUCAGCGUUCUUCCUCUUCCUCCCGUCAGGGUCUGGGCUGGAGGCGUGAGCCAGGAAAACAAGGAAGCUCUGUCGUUCAUAACCGGUUUAAGACUCACUUUCUCCAUCAUAUACAGAUCUGCUUUGAGAUUACUUUUUAGUUAUUUAUCCGUCUCGUCUGUACAUAUGUGAUGGUAGCAAAGUUUGGUCCAUCGGGAAUUUGCCAAUUAUUUUCUAUUUUUCACAUAUUUUAAGUUCAUUCCUUGUUCAUGGCAUGAAGGCUCACACAUUCAAGGUGCGCUGGUCUUACGGCAUGUCUACAUUCACACAGCGAACAAAGGACUUGAAUCCAAUGAAAAAGAAUGUCUCCACUUGUUUAAACUGCAUUAUAUUACCUCAAAUGAACUUGCUUAUAUAAUUCUCAAAAAGCUAUUUAUCAUUUCAUUACAUUUAGUUUACUUUAUCGUUUCUAUUUCAUUAUUCAAGCCAUGUGAGAGUAAAUGGAAUAAAGAGAAUUUA